Messenger RNA from Carassius gibelio (silver crucian carp), 4350 nucleotides. Its product is annotated as protein phosphatase Slingshot homolog 2. Gene Ontology annotation, cellular component: cytoplasm. Gene Ontology annotation, molecular function: actin binding; protein tyrosine/serine/threonine phosphatase activity. NCBI's taxonomy places the organism in Eukaryota, Metazoa, Chordata, Actinopteri, Cypriniformes, Cyprinidae. The record is from RefSeq and is a predicted model, not a curated record. Bases 401 to 3928 code for a protein of 1175 amino acids. The transcript is spliced from 14 exons. Gene Ontology annotation, biological process: negative regulation of actin filament polymerization; actin cytoskeleton organization; protein dephosphorylation.
UUAGUGCGCCGCACCGCAGUCCUUAAAUGCAGAGUGUGUGAGUGAAGCGGGUCGCUGUCUAAUGCCAAAGAAAAUGCGCUCUCUUUUUGUUUUUUUCUUAUUUUUAUUUUUUUUGUAUUAGCUUUAUACGUUUUCGUUUGAUGUUUUGUGACUAUUUAGAGGGCGGGUUUAAAAGAAACUGUUAACUUAUUGAGAUUGUUUUGUUUGUUUUUAUUAAGCAUUACGCUAUUUUAAGGCUACGUUGGUAUCCUUUUAAGGCCUUAUGUACGGGUCAAUAUAAAACUAUUUUAGCAGACUGGACAAAGCAUUUAUCACCCGAUUUAUUUAUUUGGGGUAGCGUUUUAUUACUUGGGAGAGUAUGAUGUCUGUCUGAGGGUAUUCGGCUCUCUCGUCCUCCGUCAUGACCCUGGAUAGUGUGGCGGUCACAGAGAGCUUCUCUGUCCGGGGAUUCUGCUCCUGCUGCGGCGCAAAAAUCAUGCCGUACUUCUCCGACAACGCAGUCGCCUCUCAAAACCAGAUCAACCAGCUGAUCAGCGAGAACUUCCUGACGGUCGAAGGUACCGCCCUCUUCCUCCCGCGGGGAAAUGGCUCCUCCCCUUCAUCAGCACCCCGCAUCACACAGCGGCAGAACAAACACACAGGUGACCUCCAGCAGCAUUUGCAGACCAUGUUGACCCUGCUGCGCCCAGAGGACACCAUCCGCCUGGCCGUCCGGUUAGAGAGUGCUUACGCCCUGCGGACACGGUACAUGGUCAUCGUCUCCACAAACGGUAGACAGGACACUGAAGAAAGUGUGGUUUUGGGAAUAGACUUUACCAAUUCAGACAGCACUUGCACAGUUGGGCUGGUUUUACCCUUGUGGAGCGAUACGCUUAUACACUUGGAUGGAGACGGUGGCUUCAGUGUGUCCACUGUUAACCGAGUCCAUGUAUUCAAACCGGUCUCUGUGCAGGCCAUGUGGUCAGCCUUGCAGUCCUUGCAUAAGGUUUGCGAGGUGGCCCGAUGUCAUUACUACUACCCUGGCAGUCUAUUCCUGACCUGGGUCAGUUACUAUCAGAGCCGUGUGACUUCCGACCAGCACUGCAUCAAUGAGUGGAACGCCAUGCGAGACGUGCAGUCCCACCGUGCAGACUCGCCUGUGCUGUUCACCGAUGUGCCAACCGAGAGAGAGCGCACAGAGAGACUGAUUAAGACCCGUUUGAGAGAGAUCAUGAUGCAGAAGGACCUGGAAAACGUCACUUCAAAAGAGAUUCGGACGGAGCUGGAGAUACAGAUGGCUUGCAACCUGCGAGAGUACAAGGAGUUCAUCGAUAAUGAGAUGAUCGUCAUCCUGGGCCAGAUGGACAGCCCCACAGAGAUCUUUGACCACCUCUACCUGGGUUCAGAGUGGAAUGCCUCAAAUCUUGAGGAGCUCCAAAACAGUGGAGUUCGCUACAUCCUGAAUGUGACGCGGGAGAUUGAUAAUUUCUUCCCCGGGCUUUUCGAGUACCACAACAUCCGAGUGUAUGACGAGGAAGCCACAAACCUCUUGGAGUAUUGGAAUGACACCUACAAGUUCAUUUCCAAAGCCAAGAAAGCUGGGGUGAAGUGUCUGGUGCACUGCAAGAUGGGAGUGAGUCGUUCUGCCUCCACUGUGAUUGCAUAUGCUAUGAAGGAGUACGGCUGGGACCUGGAGAGAGCUCUUGACCAUGUGAAGGAACGGCGCUCUGUCACCAAACCAAACCCAUCCUUCAUGAAGCAGCUUGAAGAGUACCAGGGUAUCCUGCUAGCCAGCAAACAGAGGCAUAACAAGCUGUGGCGUUCCCACUCAGACAGCGAUCUUUCAGAGGGUCACAAGCCGCUAUGCAAGGCUCCACGCUCGCUGGACAGCUCAGAACCUCACAACAACUACGGUCCUCCUACCAUUCAGCAGAUACUGGACAUUGCUGUGCUUGAGUCCUUUACCAAUCCACAGCCUGAUAAGAGCAACAGUCACACCAAAUUGGGUGAUUUGCCCUCUAAGCUGGAACAUCAAGACCCUGUCCUCCCACCUCGUCCCAGACAACGAGUGGCCACAGUGGUGCCUGAGCAGAAUAUAGUGAAGAACUCUCGCUUGAACAUCGCGGUGAGCGAGCCUGUUGCUCGUCGCCAUCCUCCUCCAACUCUACACAUCCUCGCUCCUUCUCUUUCACCAGAGAAGGGAGAGGGUGAUCCAACUUCAGACCUCAACGCCCAGUCAUCUCACCAUGUGCCUGAGCCAAAAACAGACUGUGUUGAAUUGUCCCUGAACACACCUGAUCAAAAUGACUCUUAUCAAGUGUCACAAAGUUUAGAACUUUGUCUGGAAGGUGCUCUCAGUAAAGAUGAAGGGAAUCUGCCGCCUUCAAGCACGCCCGAGGCUGACAGCCCCUCAGGAGCCCCUGCGGUACCCAGGCUGGACUCCAGUGAUGAUAACAACAACCCCAGGACUGCAGAUCUGAGAACAACAGAUGACUUUGUGGAUGCUGGCACAUCCUGCCUUAGCACAGAUAGCACUGACUUCUUUAGCACCAGAGAGAAAUUCCUCUGCCUGUCUCAGGAUAGUCCGCCUCGCUCUGAAACAGCCGCUGUCUUGCCACCUCAAUCCAGAUGCACCCCACCCUUGGAUGAUUCCAGUGAGGCAGCUGAUGAGUGUCACACCCACUCAGAGACCAAUAGAGAUGUAGUGCUCCACCUCCCUCACAAUGACAACAGUGUGUGUGUGCGUCAUAUAGUUACUGAACUGGAAUCCAUAUCACACACCUGCCGUCCUCCACUGGCACGCACGUCCCCUCAAUCUGCUACACUGGACGGGGUGGAUGAGGAAUUGGCUUCAGUUACUAAUUCUCCCACCGACAGACCCUCAGGAUCUGUGCGCCGGGCCACCGAGCAGUUGGAGCUUAUACUACGUCAGGGUCAAGAGGUUCCUUGCUCUGCGUCUCCUCCUCCUUCCCCGUGUUUGGACUGUUCAGAACCACAAUCUUACUCCAGUAAGCCAGAGAGCCCUGCAGCUCUGACCUGUACUGAUCCCCAAAAAACUACAGAUGGAACAGUAGAUGACACCAAAGUGCUUGAUGAUGAGGAUUCUGGUAUAAUCCCUGAUUCUUCCUUCUCGGUCUGUCUUGAAGAGAGUGUUUCAGUGGAGGCCGACCAGAUCACUUUGAACCCCACUCCUGAGCCCAGCUCUGGUUCUUCUUCUCUGUUGUGGCUAGAAGGUGUGACCGAACUGGAGACGGAUGUAGACGACCCAUUGAGGCCCCAUGUCCGACUGACAUGUAGCAAUGAGGACUUGCAGAAAAUCCAGGAGACUCUCAGGGAGAUCCAGGCAUUUUUAUACGAGGCUGGAGGAUUGGGGUUGUGCAGUGGACAAGUGGAGGAGAACCAGUUACAUGAAGACAAGGAGGACUCAAUAGAUGGGGAGCAGCACACAGAACCAAAAGCACCUGCGAUGUGGCAGAGAGCCAUGGAAAUUGAGACCCGAAUUAGACUGGCUGGUCUCACCCCUCCUUCGCUCAUGAAACGCUCUGCCUCACUAGCUAAACUAGACCAGCUAGAGCUGUGUACUAAUGACUUGAGCAACUGGGACUUCCACCCGGCUACCAAUGGGUUUCAUCAACCCUCCUUGCCACUGACCCACAGCAAUGAUGAUGCCCAUAAAAAGCAGCGCGUUCUACCUCAGAACCCUUCUGCCCCUGAUUCCACCGUUCAUUUGAUGGAGGUGGGCAGGACUGAAGGCUCAGCCCACCUCUCAACCUCAUGCCCACAGCCAAGUCAAGUGGGUGGAGCCAGUCCCCCUGAACAUACCCCAAUCGAGCCCACCGUUUCGGUGUCCACGCGACAGCAACAACAUGUGAAGACUCACCCCGCUCGUCGUUUCCGCAAAGCGUUGGACAAGAAAAAGACAAUCACUGUUUUGUAUAACACCAUGUGACAAUGAACUUUUCACACGCUGAUUUUUGUCGGCAUGAAGGACUAUCUCCGACUACAACCAAUUCAAGUUUCAUUCAGUGAAGUCUAAGCUAAAUCUGUAUGCUACUGUAGGUGUGAAUGAGUGAAUAUAUGUCAGAUUUGUGUUCAAAAUCUUUCAGGUAGCAACUCGGACAAGGGGGCUGUUUCAUAAAACAUGCACUUUACUCUCUUGUUUCUCUUUUUUAUAGUUAUUGUUUUGUUUUUUAGAUAGCAUUUGUAUUUUAAUAUUUUUGCACUGGUUUGAAUGGUAGAGUUGACUGUAUGUCUGACAGCAUGUGGAGUCAUGAUUCUGUUUGAAACCAAGCUAAACUUGUUGGUAAACUUUUUUUUUUUAAUCUUGUGCUUUAGCUGUGACUAUUAUAAAAUAAAACGGCACUAUUUUAA